Molecule: messenger RNA, 3578 nt
Organism: Anastrepha obliqua
Lineage: Eukaryota; Metazoa; Arthropoda; Insecta; Diptera; Tephritidae
Gene: Nep1
Product: neprilysin-1
Exons: 9
Coding region: 173-2833 (886 amino acids)
Biological process (GO): protein processing
Cellular component (GO): plasma membrane
Molecular function (GO): metalloendopeptidase activity
Source: RefSeq, a predicted model, not a curated record
AUUGAUUUCUGAAACCCGUUAGUGAUAAAAUUUUGAGCACUCAAUGACCGCAGCAACUAAAGUGAAAAACAACUAAAACAAAAACGGUAAUUACAAGUGAAGUUUUGUGAAAAAAAACGCGUCAGAAGUUUAUUACGCCGGCUGUUGCGUGCAGAUCCAACAAGUCGCGGUUAUGCCUGAAACGAAUAAAUUGUUGAAUAAUGGUUUCCUACGCACACCGCACAUCUUUGGCGUAAGCAGUGGUGCAACAAUGGAAGACGGUGGUGCGUCAACUGCCGUUUCGCCCCUACUUGCCGAUAGCAGCGGCAUCGCAACGACUGCACUUAUUGAUGACAAACUAUCUAACCUGCAGCAGAAUAGCAAGAAUUUAAACAACAGUGCCGCGAACAAUGGGCCACACGUCAAGUUGCCCACGGUGGUGUAUUUAGGCACUGACAGCGGCGGUGGCGGUAAUGUUGUUGGUGGUGUAGGUACGAGUAUCCCUGGUAGUGGAACUCGUACUGCUCUUCAGCGUAAUGCACCCUCGCCCUACCAAAGCACCACAACUCCCAUGCGUCCCAGCCACCACACCCAUCCAAACCAGCAUAGCGAUUGGUUGAUGAAGGAGCCAACACAAAGACGUCGCUUUAUAAUUUUAGCUGCAGCUUUUACUGUACUCGGCGCGGCGAUCGGCGCAUUGGCGAUCUACUUUGCUGGUAGCUAUAGUUGUCACUCGCUAUCCACAGCUGGCACGGGAGUGAGCUUGGAAAGUCGUAGAAUGAAUACAGAGUAUGGAGGUGUGAAAAAUCGUCAGCGAGAUGUUUGCCUGACAGAGGAUUGCGUCCGAACAGCUGCUUCGUUGCUUUCGGCCAUGGAUACAUCAGCGGACCCGUGCACAAACUUUUUCCAAUACGCCUGUGGCACAUGGAACAAGAUACAUAUCAUACCAGAAGAUCGGAGUUCCAUAAGUACAUUCGAGGUUUUAUCCGACGAACAGCAGGUGGUAUUAAAGGGCGUACUAGAGGAGUCAAUCAAUGAUGACGAUAACAACGCCACAAUCAAAGCGAAACAGUUUUAUAAAAGUUGUAUGGAUUUACCUCAAAUACGCAAAGUCGGCGAAGGUCGCUUGAAGGAGGUACUUAUGUCGCUAGGUGGUUGGCCAGUGAUCACACCCAAUUGGCAACCGCCCAACAUGACCAUCGAGCAGUUAAUGGGCCUUAUGCGUGGUAAUUAUAGUGAACCGGUAUUAGUGGAGCUUUAUGUGGGCGCCGAUGAUAAAAACUCUUCGAUUAACAUUUUACAAAUCGAUCAACUACAGCUGGCGCUUCCUUCACGCGAUUACUAUCUGAAGCCGAGUAGUGAAAACGACUUAAAAGCGUACCACAAGUACAUGACGCAAACGGCAAUAUUAUUGGGUGCUGAUCCAACAACUGCAGCUCAAGAGCUAGACGAGGUGGUCAAAUUUGAAAUAAAAUUGGUAAACGCCUCACUGCCCGAGGCAGAUCGCCACGACACUAGCGCCAUCUACAAAAAAAUAUCUUUGCCCGAAUUGCAACGUCAAGUGCCACAACUGAAUUGGACCAUAUUUCUCCAAACGGUUUUAGGUCCAGAUAUACAAUUGUUGCCGGAUGAGGUGCUCGUUAGCUACGCCAUGCCAUAUCUGGUGGAAAUGGGUAAAAUGCUGGAAACUGCCGAUCGACGCGUAGUACACAAUUAUGUCAUUUGGCGUUUGGUGAUGUCUAUAAUGGCACAUAUGAUCGACGAAUAUCAGCGAGAGCGCAUCGAAUUCCGCAAGAUAUUGCUGGGCGUACAAUCGGAGCGUAUGCGUUGGUCGCAGUGUGUUGAAUGGACGAAUAAAAAAUUGGGUUUGGCGGUAGGUGCACUCUUCAUACGUGACAAUUUCAAUCAGGAGAGUAAGGAUACGGCGCUAGAAAUGAUACAUACGCUACGUGAGGCAUUCAAUGAGUUGCUGACAGAGAAUCAUUGGAUGGACGAUGAGACGCGUGCCGUGGCUAGGGAGAAGGCGAACGCAAUGAAUGAACGAAUUGGUUAUCCUGAAAUUCUCAACAAUUCAACGGAGCUGGAGAAGGAGUAUGAAAAUCUCACAAUAAUUUCCGACAAUUUCAUGGAGAAUGUGCUAAAUAUACUGAAAUGGGAUUCGGAUAAGAAUUUACAACUUCUGCAUCAGCCAGUUGACAAGGAGAAAUGGACGACCGAACCGGCCGUUGUGAAUGCAUUCUAUAAUCCAAACAAGAAUGAUAUAGUCUUCCCCGCAGGAAUAUUCCAACCGCUAUUUUAUAGCAACAAUUAUCCGAAAUCUGUUAACUACGGUGGAAUCGGUGUUGUGAUCGGACAUGAAAUAACGCAUGGCUUUGAUGAUAAAGGUCGUCAAUUUGAUAAGGAUGGGAAUAUGAUGCAAUGGUGGAAUAAUGCCACAAUCGAAGCUUUCCGUGAACGCACGCAGUGCAUAAUCGACCAGUAUUCCAGAUAUAAGAUCGAAGAAGUGGAUAUGUAUGUGAAUGGACGAAUGACACAAGGUGAAAAUAUAGCGGACAAUGGUGGACUAAAGCAGGCUUUCAGGGCCUAUAAAAAGUGGGUAAAACGUCAUGGCCCCGAACCGGAAUUGCCCGGCCUCAAUUUAACGCACGACCAACUAUUCUUCUUGAAUUACGCACAAAUCUGGUGCGGUUCAAUGCGACCCGAAGAUGCGGUUACGAAGAUACGCUCUUCGGUGCACUCGCCGGGUUUCAUACGAGUACUCGCGCCACUCUCAAACUCUAAAGACUUUGCCGAGGCGUACAAAUGUAAACUCGGCUCGCCGAUGAAUCCUGUGGAAAAGUGUAGCGUGUGGUAAAAAAGUUCGCUAUAUAUGUGCAUACAUAUGUACGUGCAUAUAAAUAUUUAACUAAAUAUAUACAUACUUACUUAAUACAUAAUUUAUAUGAUGCACAAAAGAUGUAUAAGAUAAUAAAAGUAAACAAUAAAUUUGAUUGAGUAGCACAGUGUAUGUAGUGUAGAGGCAUAAAUAUUGAAAGCAGUUUGCUUAAAAGAAUAGAAUUAGUAUCUAAUGAUUUUAUUUUUUAUAAAUGUAAUAAAACAUUACUUAACUUCGUACUUAUGUUAACGAGGAUAAUAUACAUACAUACAGGUACAUACAUACAUAUACAAAUACAUAAAUUGUAAAAUUGUUAAUUUGAAUGAAUAAAAUUAACGCAUGUUAGUUAAGCAUCAUACAUACAUGCUUUACACAUACACACAUACAUACAUACAAACAUGCAUUCAAAUUAUAAGUAAAUAUACCUAACAUAUUUACAUUUGCAAUUUGUAUAAUGCAAAUUCAUACAUAACCAAAUUUAGACAUACUUACACAUAGCAAAAUACAGUUAUUUCUGAUUAAACAAGUGAAAAAAUAUUUGGAAAUCGUUCAUUAAAGCAGAGCAAAAUACCUACACAUGUGUACAUACAUGCAUACAUAUGUGUACAGAUAAAAAAUGCAUUCAUACACUUGAUAUGUACUUUCAUUGGACAUACAUACAUACAUACAUAUGUAUAUUGAUAAUAUAGAAUAAAAAAACAACUAUAUGGUAAAUUUCACAAUA